AUGUAUGUACCUUCAGAUGAUGAUUUACGAAAUGCCAUCGAACGCCUGGCUGUUUUCGUCGCAAAAAACGGCCCAGACUUCGAAAAAAUGACCAUGGACAAGCAGGAGGGGAACCCAAAGUUUGCUUUCCUGUAUGGUGGUCCGUUCAAUGAGUACUACCGCUUCUGUGUGGAACGUGAAGUUCAAAAGAUUCACGGACCACCGCCACCACAUCAUGGUAACGGCAUGGGACCACCACAGCCUGAGUCAGAAUUUAUGAGAAGAAUGAACUCCCAAAAAGAGCAGCUUAGGCAACAAAUCAUCGAUAGUGAACGGAAUUUGAAAGCUCAUCUUGAUUCUAUACCUGCAAUGAAGGAGGCACAAGUUGCCCAAGCCGUAGUCAUGUCGGAAUCGCAAAAAAUGUCUCAAAUAUUGGCCAACGUGAAUUUUGAUGUGGCACCUCUAGGUGCAAUGCUGGAUCAACUCAAUGGUGGGAAGUGCUCCAAAGAUCUCGUAUCGACAAGUCGGAAGUGGAUUUUUGAGCAUUGUCAGACCGAUCAGCUCAGAGAAGUUGUUCUUACAUAUCUUCUGAGCAGGGUGAAAGAUUCGCAAGCUAAUGAUAACUUCCGACUAAAUGUUCUCUACAUCAUCAAUGACUGGGCGUACCAAUGGUAA
This is a messenger RNA of Haemonchus placei, 654 nucleotides long. The record is from the annotation of a GenBank genome assembly. Lineage: Eukaryota; Metazoa; Nematoda; Chromadorea; Rhabditida; Trichostrongylidae.